GGAAAAUCAAUUUAGUCGGAAUGUGGCAGCCAGCAUGGUAGUGCCGACGUGACGGACGCUGACACGAUGUACCAGUAACCAUUCCUCCGCACAGUAUGGCCUCGGUCGCCGCUUGGUUGCCUUUCGCGCGGGCGGCGGCCAUCGGUUGGGUGCCGAUCGCCACUCAUCCGCUCCCACCGCCUCCGAUACCCAAGGACAGGCGGAAGGCCGACGACGAGAAGCUGCUCAUCAACGUCUCCGGCCGUCGUUUUGAGACUUGGCGAAACACCCUAGAGAAAUACCCCGACACUCUUCUGGGAUCCAACGAACGCGAGUUCUUUUUUGACGAGGAGUGCAAGGAGUAUUUUUUCGACCGCGAUCCGGACAUUUUUCGACACAUUCUCAACUAUUACCGCACGGGGAAACUGCAUUAUCCGAAACACGAAUGCCUGACCAGCUACGACGAGGAGCUGGCGUUUUUCGGCAUACUGCCGGACGUCAUUGGAGACUGCUGUUACGAAGACUACAGAGACAGGAAGAGGGAAAACGCCGAACGACUGAUGGACGACAAACUGUCGGAGAACGGUGACCAGAACCUCCCGCAACUGACCAACAUCCGACAGAAGAUGUGGAGGGCGUUCGAGAAUCCUCAUACUUCGACUGCUGCCCUAGUAUUCUACUACGUGACGGGGUUCUUCAUUGCGGUGUCCGUGAUGGCUAAUGUAGUGGAGACCGUCCCUUGUGGCCACCGUCCGGGCCGCGCGGGGACUCUGCCGUGUGGCGAGAGGUACAAAAUCGUGUUCUUUUGUUUGGAUACCGCUUGUGUUAUGAUAUUCACUGCAGAAUAUCUUCUGAGACUUUUCGCGGCGCCAGACCGAUGCAAGUUCGUUCGUAGUGUUAUGAGCAUCAUUGACGUCGUCGCCAUCCUUCCCUACUACAUCGGACUCGGAAUCACCGACAACGACGAUGUCUCCGGCGCCUUUGUUACCCUUCGGGUGUUCCGCGUGUUUCGUAUUUUCAAGUUUUCGCGACACUCGCAAGGACUUCGUAUUUUAGGUUAUACACUUAAAUCGUGUGCUUCUGAACUGGGAUUUCUGGUUUUCUCUCUAGCUAUGGCUAUAAUUAUUUUCGCGACUGUAAUGUUUUACGCUGAAAAAAAUGUGGACGGAACAAACUUCACUUCCAUUCCUGCCGCUUUCUGGUACACCAUCGUGACGAUGACGACGUUGGGGUACGGAGACAUGGUUCCAGAGACUAUCGCAGGCAAAAUAGUGGGUGGCGUGUGCUCGCUCAGUGGAGUGUUAGUGAUCGCGCUGCCCGUGCCAGUUAUAGUGUCCAACUUUAGUAGGAUAUAUCACCAAAACCAAAGAGCGGACAAAAGAAAAGCUCAAAGGAAAGCCAGAUUGGCGAGGAUUCGUAUCGCCAAGGCGUCGUCAGGAGCUGCAUUCGUCAGCAAGAAGAAGGCUGCUGAGGCGAGACUGGCAGCUCAGGAGUCCGGCCUAGAGAUGGACGAGAGCUACAGAGAGGAGGACAUCUUCGAGCUACAACAUCAUCACCUGCUACGUUGCCUUGAGAAAACUACAGACAGGGAGUUUGUGGAGUUGGAGGUGCCAUAUAACGGAGCGCCCAAACGUCCAGGGUCGCCUAGUCCUCUGAUCAGCCCCACUCACUCGGCUGGUAGUCGCACAGGGCUGCUGCACAGCUGUUGUGGGCGAUGCUGUGGCCAGCGCUACCAGAAACAUCACCACCACCAUCAGAGCGGAGCCUCGUCAGAAGUGGCAGGACACGAGGAGGAGUUGAAUGACAUUCAGAUCCGUCUGCAGUUCAGCCGCGCCAGUGGGAGUGGCAACGGUGGUAGCAGCACAGGCAACAUAGCACUUCCCCGGCCCACCGUUGGACACAAGACCCCACCUAUUCCUCUCACCGGCUCUCUGGUCUCUAUCAGCAAAGCCAACUCCACAACCUCCUCCAACAUGACAGCUUCCGUCGUCGUCAAUCUCCCCACUUCUUAUCCCAACUCCGACAUUGAUUACGCUUCUCCCGCCUCCCCGUCGCCCUCUUCCCCCAUCGCCUCGAUAGACCAACAACCUGAAGUCAGAAUAUCGUUUUUAUAAUCGCCCAGUGUUACUUUCUUUAGUUGUAUUUGUUUUUAUCAGUUUACCGUCAAAAGGUGCUUUGUAAUUAUUUUUUUAUCAUAACACUACAGAUGAAGUGUCUUUACAUUCCACGGUAGUGUUAGUAAUUCGUAAUCACCUGUUUAUCUCUUUUGUAAUUUUCUAGACAUGUAGUUUAAUAAACGUAUCUUUUAAUAUUAUUCUCCGGUCUCAACAAAAUCUAUUAACAUCUUGAAAAUGCCGAUGAUUAUAGUUUAUUUUUAUAGGAUAGAGAUUAUUGAGAAAAUUUAUUUCAGCUGUGUAAGUUUAGUUGGAAAAACAUAAAUAUCGAGUUUAAGCUGAAAUUAAAUUUUUGGUACUCGAUUGCUUCAGUUGUUUAGAAAUUAAUUUACAACAGCCUAUUCACCCACAGUAUAAACAUAAUCAUGUUUACAAUAAAAUUUACUUAAUGUUUGUAGACAAACUAAUCAAGUGAUGAUUGGCUCACAAAAGAGUAAACAUUCGUUAAAAAAUCUUAGAUUUUCAUCUUUUUACAGAUAGCUUUAAAAUAGAUUUCAAUAUCUCAUAUUAUCUUACCAAGAGUUUUCUUAAGUUAGUUUUUAUCAGUGAUAAAACUCAUUUUCAUAACCUGAACCAUUUUAAAAUGCAGCUGAAUUUAAUUUUUACAUCUCUUGUUCGUGUUGAUGCAGAAAUAAUAAUACUUUUACAGCAGCUAAUCAGCCAAGCAAAUUUCCAUUUCCAUUUGACAGUUUGGAUUUUUUCUAAAAUAUUUCCUUAAUGUUGAAUUUAUCAUUUAUUUAAAAGACAUUAACUUAAGCGAGUACCUAGGUUUGCUGGAACAGGGAAGGUUAUGAAGUGUUUUUUUUUGUUUUUUGUGGACUGUCAACUUGGUAUGUAUUAAAUAUUAAAUAAAUUUGUCAAACGUUAUCAAAAUAUUUCCAUAUCCAAGCAAAUCUAUAACAACUUAAUGACCCUCUGGAUAACAUUUAUAAAUUGAAUAUAUCUGUUACUGAAUGUCGUAGAGAAUCAUAUAGUACUAAAUUGUUUGUUUUUUUUAUGAUCCACAUGAUGAGUGUAAUGAAAAUUAAUCAUUUUUACGUUUCAAAGGCAACAAUUUUGAAAAAAAAAAACAAUUUAAUAAACAUUGUCAUAAUACCCAGUUUCAUUACAAUUUUGCUGGUUCUAUAUAUAUAGCUUUUUCCUUAGAGGGUAAAAUUCACUAGAACAUAAAACAGUGUUUAUAUAUAAUUUUACUGGCUAUUAAUCAUCGGUUUACAUUUUUGAUACUUCUCAAUAACCUUAAACAACACUCAAAAUAUCUUGCUAAGUUUCCACCCAUUUCUCAAAAUUAAAUUUUAAUUGGGAUUAAGAAAUAAUAAGUAUUAUUUUUAUAAAAUGUAGAUGUUGAUAGUAAUGUACAUUUAUCCAUUUUUUCUUUAACACAGAAAAAAAGAUCAUCUAAGUUGUGAAUAAAGCUCAUUAAGAGUAUAAAUAAAUAAAUAGUUAGGCCUACGUAAUUUGUCAUAUUAUUUGGAAAUUUAAAUCAGGUGAUUUGUUUAAAAUAUGGAAGAACUUGUUUUUAUCAAAUGCAAUUUUUGUUUUAACUAAUUUUGUUUAAAUUAUAACUUUUUUACUGCGCCAUUAUAAUUUAUGGUUGUAGAGCAUUGGAUAUUACAGUAAUAAUACAAUAUAACCCUUUGACCCUGUUAAGUACCAGAAUGUGCUUCCAGAUGGAACUUACUUUAUGUUUGUUAACACAUACAUGAUAGACUUAGCUUGAUAAUAUUUUAAGUACUAUUUAUGAGUCCACAAAGAAUCGUGCAUUUGUAUUUCAUGUUUUUCUGAGAUUGUUAAGUAAUGAGAUUGCAUACAUUUUUUAAUGAUUUUGUAAAUCUUGUUAAUUUUGCCACAAUAAUUAAAACUCCUGUUGCACUGUGUUAUAAGAGUUUGUACAAAAUAGUAAAAAAGUUGUUAUUACACUAAAAAUUUACACUAAACACUAAAAUAAAGAGGAAGUUUUUUUCAUCAUACCCUCCAUACUACUCCGUUUCAAACGUGUAUCGGUGUUUUUGAAGUACUUAAGGUGAUAUUCAAACAUAUGAAAUUAUUUUUUGAAAAUUAAAGUAACGAAUAAUAAUUUUAAUAUUUUAAUGUUAUUUAGUUGGGUCAGCUUUGACCUUACUUAGUAUAAUUACAGAUGCCAACACCUCCAAGUAUUCCAUAAACCAUCCAGUGUUCUGCGAGGGUAUGAAAUAUACUAUAAUUGAUGUUGAAAAUGUAAGAUUUUGUUUGAAACAAGAAUCAACUAUGCCAAAAUGUGUAAAAAUUCAACUAUUCAAACUAAUAAAAUAUAUAAUUUAGAUAAGUUUUAACAUGAAAGAAAAAUAUGCUGUGUUAUUAUCUUAAAGGUUCAAAAUACCAAAUCUGUUAAUCAUCUGUACUACUAUUGCAUUUAGAUGUAAUAUUUGGGGUAACUAAUGCAAAUGAACAACAUGGCUGUAAUAGUUUUGAAGACUUUAAAUGUUAUGUCAUUCUUGGAACAUAACCAUGCAACAUGAACCAUUCAUUAUGCUACCAAACACCAAACUUAGACUGUUCGCACACAGACCACUUAAAAAGACAAAAUAUUUUCAAAUGACUGCAGUAACUUUCCUAUUAUCAGUUUUAUUAACAGAAAAUGGUGUUUAAAUAUUGGUACUCCAGUCUACCAAGUUGUGAAUUCUAAAUCCAGUAUUUGGUUAUGGCUUUUACACUAGCUUAGGAGCCAUUUGUCCCACUUUAUGUUUUCAGUCUCUAAUUAUAUCAGAGCUUCUCACAUGCUCGGAGCUUCCUUAAAUUGUAAAACUGCCUCAGAUUUGAGAUAUGAAUCAAUUUCUUUAAUCCCAUUGUACCUGUCUUAGAUAGAAUUUGCAUAUUGUCUAGUAUCCAAAGUCUUCGUACAUUUAGAAUCAACUGGGAAAUACAAACCCUGCGCUUUUUGUUCACUAAUGUAAAAUGUAACAAAUGCAUCGGCUCCCAAUGAUACUUCUUACAAUUAGCAAAUGUUGUUUUUGGAUUUGCAGAGUUAAAAUUUUGUAUACAAUUAGAAAAGUAUAAAUAAAUUAGCUAUUAUUGUUGAUACUGGAAUUUAUAUAUGCUGUAAAUCCGCUACUUUAGUAUUUGUAAGUGAUUUGUAAACUGGAAACAUCAAUUUGUUUGAAGAGAAAUUUAGAUAUUAAAGAUUCAUAAUAUUCUUACUUAUGAAUCAUCAAACAAUUUUUAAACACACAAUGUAUUCAAAUGAAAAGUGUUAUAAAACAGUUUUCUGCUGUGCUGUAUGUUACCUAUUAUUCAUCUGAUAAUAUCGAGUAGGCAUUGUGGGACCAUUUGUUCCAGAAAUCGUAUCAAGCAGUAUGGUAAAGACUACAAUAAAUUUUGUUUGUUCACCAAACAGCUAUUACAAUCAAUCACAUCAUUUAUAUUUAAAGAUUUGUAUAUCUAUUGUGUCAGUUUUUAUAUUUCAAGAUAAUUUAUCUGUAGAUAUUGUUAUGUAAUUUACAGACAUUAUUCAGCCAACUGUUUGUACUUUUGACUCAAUGAUGUGUGUCUAAACAGUCAAUAAACUGUACAGUCUUUGACAACAAAACUUAUGGUUAUCUAUAAAUAAAGAU
Macrosteles quadrilineatus (aster leafhopper) is the source of this 5743-nucleotide messenger RNA. RefSeq names its product potassium voltage-gated channel protein Shal (gene Shal). Gene Ontology annotation, biological process: potassium ion transmembrane transport; protein homooligomerization. Gene Ontology annotation, molecular function: protein binding; A-type (transient outward) potassium channel activity. NCBI's taxonomy places the organism in Eukaryota, Metazoa, Arthropoda, Insecta, Hemiptera, Cicadellidae. The transcript has 5 exons. Gene Ontology annotation, cellular component: membrane; voltage-gated potassium channel complex. The coding region runs from base 96 to 2093 and encodes 665 amino acids. The record is from RefSeq and is a predicted model, not a curated record.